AUGACUUGCAAUAAUCAACAAGUAAACUUGGAACAUGACACUAAUCUAACACAACCUAUUCAAUUAAAAAAGAAAAAGGAAUUUAGUUUUAAUAAUUAUAAAACAAGACAUAUUGCCAUUCGUUUGACUUAUAUUGGAAUUGACUAUAAUGGCAUUCAAUGUACAUUAUUAAAUGAUGUCACAGAUGCAACAUUUGAUUCAGUGAUUAACGAUGGAACUAUAGAAUAUCAAUUAUUUAAAGCACUCUUUAAGACACGACUUAUUCAAAAUACAAAAGAUUGUAAAUAUAACAGAUGUGGAAGAACAGAUAAAGGUGUUUCAGCAUUUGGACAAGUAGUUGAUUUAUGGGUAAGAAGUAACUUAAAAGAUGAAACAAUUUUAUAUACUAAAAGAGAAGGUGAGUUGGACUAUUGUCGUAUGUUAAAUGGAUUAUUACCAACUGAUAUUCGAUGUCUUGGAUGGUGUGGAGUUCCUGAUGAUUUUAACUCAAGGUUUAGUUGUCAGUCAAGAACAUAUCAUUAUUACUUUGAUCCAUCCUCUUAUGAUGUUCCUAAAAUGAAAGAAGCAGCUCAGUUGUUUUUGGGAGAACAUGAUUUUACAAACUUUUGUAAGAAAGAUCCUGCUGUUUCUCAUUGUGUAAGAAGAGUUAAUUCAUUUGAAGUUGAAGAAACAGAUGGACUAAGUAGAUUUGUUGUAUGUGGGACUGCUUUUGUAUGGCAUCAAGUUAGAUAUAUGGUAGGAGCUUUAUUUGCUAUAGGACAAGGUGCUAAUCCAGAAAGCAUUAAACAGUUAUUAGAUGUAGAACAUUAUACUAAACCAAAUUAUUUUAAAUAUGCACCAGCAUAUCCAUUAGUAUUGUAUGAAUGCAAAUAUGAUGGAGUUGAAUUUUUAUGUGAUAAUUCUAAUGUUAAAUUGCUUGGGGAUAUUGUAGAGGCAUGGAAAGAAAUUGAGAUUAAAGGAAUGAUGAGAAAGAGUUUAAUGAAAUUAGCCAUGGAACAAAAGAUGAGUGAUGGAAAACUAACAGUAGGAGAGAAGAUGAAAUUAGUAGAAAAGAAGAAAAUCGAACUAAAACCAAAGAAAUUAGAUAGUAAUAAUAAAUAA
Messenger RNA from Entamoeba histolytica HM-1:IMSS, 1101 nucleotides. Its product is annotated as pseudouridine synthase, putative. The coding region runs from base 1 to 1101 and encodes 366 amino acids. Lineage: Eukaryota; Evosea; Mastigamoebida; Endamoebidae. The record is from RefSeq and is a predicted model, not a curated record. Gene Ontology annotation, biological process: mRNA pseudouridine synthesis; tRNA pseudouridine synthesis. Gene Ontology annotation, molecular function: pseudouridine synthase activity; RNA binding. Gene Ontology annotation, cellular component: nucleus; cytoplasm. The transcript has a single exon.